Molecule: messenger RNA, 1508 nt
Organism: Manis pentadactyla (Chinese pangolin)
Lineage: Eukaryota; Metazoa; Chordata; Mammalia; Pholidota; Manidae
Product: basic salivary proline-rich protein 2-like
Exons: 2
Coding region: 602-1129 (175 amino acids)
Source: RefSeq, a predicted model, not a curated record
ACCAGGCCAGGGGCGCGGCCAAGACGCCCUCCCGAGGCCCGGGGCCGCGUUCCCAGCUCUUCAGUGCCCUACCCUCCUGGGCUGCGCUGGGGGCAUAUUGCGCCUGCACCCUGCCACAUUCACAGAAGGGCUCUCCCGGGGGAUGGGGCGGAGGUAUGGUGCGAACACGCUGAGCCAACCUCCCUCCCCAGUCGGUCAACCCCAUUCAUUGAUUCUCUCAGCGAGUUCAUUCAACAAGUGAAAACUGAACGCCUACUACGUGCCAGGUACUAUGCUUAGGCGGUCACCGUUUCUGGCGACCGCACCGUGCCUAUGAUAGCCACAGGCCCCGAGGCCUGAGGAGGGUCUCAUCCCAGCAGGCCUGGUGGAGUAGGAAGACCUGGGCCAUGCCACCCUCUACGGGUAGUCGCGGAAAAGCCCUGGGAAGAACCAGGUGGAAAGGGAGGACGAGCCCUUUAAGAAAGCUUUACAGACGGGGUGGUGACAGGCACCGAGUGAAGCGCCACGUGACUUUUCUAUUGACGGUGGGAGGAGCGCGCUCCUUUUAUAAUCGGCUCGCCUUCUCCCACCCUCCUUCCCUUUGCACCAAUCAACUUCCGCAAUGGGCGGGAGAGCGCUGCAAAUACAACCAAUCACGGCCGGAGAAGACAGUGGGGUGGGGGUGGAGGCGGGACCCGCCGCCAGCCCCACCCCGCGCGGGAAGCGGGCGGGGCCUCCGCGAGAGUCGCGUCGGCUCGCGGGCGGGGACGAGGUGAAUGGAGCUGCAGGCUUGUGGGCUCGCCACGCCGAGCCUCCACCCCAGCUGGAGGGAGCCGGGCCGGAGGGCUGGAGAUGUACUGAAGGGAGAGGAGGGCCUCUGGAACCCCGACGAUUGAGCUUCACUGACCGGAAGGCACGAGGAAGGGGGGCCCAGGAGCAGCCCCCCGCCACGCCGCCGCCCCAGCCUUCCUUGCGCAGGGUAGCCUACCCUAAGGGUUUCUCAGGCCCUAGGGCUGCCCCAGAGGAGCGGGGGUCUCUCCCGCAGGCACGCUCCCGGAAGGCCCAGGGCACUGCAGACUGCAGCCGGAAGAUGGUUCUGUCACCCGGGACUCCAUGCCCAGAGACGGGAAAGGAGAAAUGGGGCCUCUGACUUCCACUGGGGUUGCUGGGAGAGCCUCCUUCCCUGGGGUCUAGGCCCAGAUUCUGCCCUGCUCCUUGCUGACAUGGAUGUGACCCGAGUAUGGUGCUUGUCUCUCUGGGCCGCAGUUUUCACCCCAUAGGAGAGUGCUGCACGGUGCCCAGCCAAGCCCGUCACAAAUCUGUCCUGCUGCAAGUACUUCUCGGAGGUUAGGCCCUUGGACGGCGGUCCAGGGGCAGGUUGUCGGGCAAGGAGGCAGCACGCAGAAAAGAAGCGGGAGCCGACCCACAAGGGAGGGGCCCUGCCGGCCAUUCCUGGGCAGGCUUGCAGGGCCUGCGGGGGCGGAGGCUACAACAGUAUCUGUGAGGAACUGGCCACACCCUCACUAGUG